UAUCCCUGUCGGGGGAAGGAGGAGCUGGCCGGGGCGGACAGAGGAGGACACACCACUGACUGUUGCCUCAGGAGGAUGUCUUUAAAUGUUCCUGCUUCCAGCUUUGGCAGUCAUCUGGAUAUUAAUAUUACUAUGGAUAAAUAAAACCACAACAGCAAUGAUGCCUGGGACAAAUAAGAAAUCAGAUGAGGAGGACGUCUUCACUGCAUUGAGGAGCUCCCUUUCAGGCCAACGUUCGAUAUCUGCUCCCAAAUCCAAAUCCAGCAGUGAGUCUGCAGAUGUUUCAGCCAAAAGAGCAGUACGGGAUCCUCUGCAGGCCUCCCAUAAGGUAAAUUCAGGGCAGCCGCUGCAGACCACCCAGGAACCCGCAAGAACCGUCAGACCGAUGCUGAGCCCAAGGGCUAGAGAGCGUCUGAAGUUCUUCCUCGGAGCAUCCGAGGAUAAUUCCUCAGAUGACGAAGUUCUGGUGACAAAACCUCCAAGUGGUGCAUAUCAACCUGCGGCUUCUGCUCCAAAAUCUGCCGCUGAGUUGGCGCCUGCUGAUGUGUUACCGCCCAGCUCUUCAGUGCUGAAGCCUAGCAUGUCUGGUCCUCACUUGGUGAAAAAAGGACGUGAACACAGAAAGAUGGAUCUCCAGAGGGAUUUUACGGUGGCCUCUCCUGCUGAGUUUGUCACUCGUUUCGGUGGCAACAGGGUCAUAGAGAAGGUGUUGAUCGCCAACAAUGGCAUUGCAGCAGUCAAAUGCAUGCGUUCUAUCCGUCGCUGGUCCUAUGAGAUGUUUCGUAACGAGAGGAUCAUCCGUUUCGUGGUCAUGGUCACUCCUGAAGACUUGAAGGCUAACGCAGAAUACAUAAAAAUGGCUGACCAUUAUGUGCCUGUGCCCGGUGGUACCAACAAUAACAACUACGCCAACGUAGAGCUGAUUGUCGACGUUGCAAAAAGAAUCCCAGUGCAGGCUGUGUGGGCCGGCUGGGGUCAUGCAUCUGAAAACCCAAAGCUACCUGAACUCCUGAACAAAUCAGGGAUAACAUUCUUGGGUCCAUCCAGUAAAGCCAUGUGGGCUCUUGGGGAUAAGGUGGCUUCGUCCAUUGUUGCCCAGAGCGCUGACAUUCCUACACUUCCAUGGAGCGGAUCAGGUCUGAGAGUGGAGUGGACGGAAGAGUACCAAAGACAGGGAUAUGUAGUCAGCGUUCCUCCAGAGGUCUAUAAAGAGGGCUGUGUUCAUGAUGUAGAUGAUGGUCUGGCAGAAGCUGAAAAAAUAGGUUAUCCAGUCGUUAUCAAGGCCUCUGAGGGUGGAGGUGGAAAAGGCAUCCGAAAAGUUGAAAAUUCAGAUGAAUUUUCAAGUUUCUUCAGACAGGUGCAGACAGAGGUUCCAGGAUCACCCAUUUUUAUCAUGCAACUGGCUCAGCAUGCAAGGCACCUGGAGGUGCAGAUACUGGCAGAUGAGUACGGAAAUGCAAUCUCCCUGUUUGGACGGGAUUGCUCCAUCCAGAGGAGGCACCAGAAGAUCAUAGAAGAGGCUCCCGCCACCAUUGCUCCCGCUUCAACCUUAGAGCAAAUGGAGCGGCAUGCAGUGCGGAUGGCCAAGAUGGUGGGCUAUGUCAGUGCCGGAACUGUGGAGUAUCUCUACUCAGAAGACGGCAGCUUCCACUUUUUGGAGCUGAAUCCUCGCUUGCAGGUGGAACAUCCGUGCACGGAGAUGAUCGGAGAUGUAAACUUGCCAGCUGCCCAACUUCAGAUUGCGAUGGGCAUCCCUCUGCACAGAAUUAAGGAUAUCCGAGUGCUUUAUGGGGAAAGUCCGUGGGGUGACUCCAUCAUCAACUUUGAAACUCCAGACUGCAUUCCUAAUCCAAGAGGGCACGUUAUUGCAGCCCGCAUCACCAGCGAGAAUCCAGACGAGGGGUUCAAGCCCAGCUCUGGGACUGUGCAGGAGCUGAACUUCCGCAGCAGUAAAAACGUCUGGGGUUAUUUCAGUGUGGGAGCCGCUGGUGGCCUCCACGAAUUUGCAGAUUCCCAGUUUGGACACUGUUUUUCGUGGGGAGAGAACCGAGAAGAAGCCAUCUCAAACAUGGUGGUAGCGAUGAAGGAGCUGUCCAUCAGAGGAGACUUUAGGACUACAGUGGAAUACCUCAUCAAGCUUCUGGAGACUGAAAGCUUCAGAAACAAUGACAUCGACACUGGCUGGUUGGAUCACCUCAUUGCAGAGAAAGUGCAGGCAGAGAGACCAGACACCAUGCUGGGCAUCGUUUGUGGAGCUCUGCAUGUUGCUGAUUUCAGCUUCAGAAAGAGCAUGUCAGACUUCCUGCAUUCCCUAGAAAGAGGCCAGGUGCUGGCAGCAGACAGCCUGCUCAACUCUGUCAACGUCGACCUGAUAUAUGAAGGAGUCAAGUACUGUUUGAAGGUGGCUCGCCAAUCCCAGACAACUUACGUCAUCAUCAUGAACGGCUCGGACAUUGAAAUAGACGUUCACAGAUUGAAUGACGGGGGUCUUCUGCUGUGUUACAAUGGCAACAGCCACACCACAUACAUGAAGGAGGAAGUAGACAGCUACCGCGUCACUGUCGGCAACAAGACUUGUGUGUUUGAGAAGGAGAGGGAUCCCACAGUGCUGAGGUCUCCCUCUGCUGGUAAACUGCUGCAGUACACAGUGGAGGAUGGAGAUCAUAUUUCUGCAGGAGAAACUUACGCAGAGAUUGAGGUGAUGAAGAUGGUGAUGACUCUGACUGUGCUGCAGUCUGGUUGUAUACACUUUGUCAAGAGGCCAGGGGCGGUUCUGGAGCCCGGUUGUGUCACGGCGCGUAUGGAGCUGGACGACCCCAGCAGUAUACACAAGGUGGAGCUCAACACAGCCACUCUGCCACCCCAGCAGCCGCUGCCUAUGGUUGGGGAAAAGCUUCAUCAGGUGUUCCACAAUGUGCUCGAAAAUCUGGUCAGAGUGAUGGACGGGUAUUGCCUCGAAGAGCCUUACUUCAGCACAAAACUGAAAGAAUGGGUCGCGACCCUGAUGAAGACCCUAAGGGAUCCGUCUCUUCCACUGCUGGAACUUCAGGAGAUCAUGACCAGCGUGGCCAGCCGUAUUCCCCCUACUGUGGAGAAGGACAUCCGGAAGAUCAUGGCUCAGUAUGCGAGCAACAUCACCUCUGUCCUCUGCCAGUUCCCCAGUCAAAAGAUUGCUAACAUUUUAGACAGCCAUGCAGCCACGUUGCAGAGGAAGGCUGACCGGGAGGUUUUCUUCAUGAACACUCAAAGUAUUGUUCAGCUGGUGCAGAGAUAUCGCAGUGGAACCCGUGGUUACAUGAAAUCUGUGGUUCUUGAUCUGCUGAAGCGGUACCUGCAGGUUGAGAUGCAGUUCCAGCAAGCUCACUAUGAUAAGUGUGUGAUCAACUUGAGAGAGAAGCACAAACCCGACAUGAGUCCUGUGCUUGACUACAUCUUUUCUCACGCUCAGGUGUUCAAGAAAAACAUCCUGGUGACGAUGCUCAUUGACCAGCUGUGUGGACGUGACGCCACCCUUGCAGAUGAGCUCAUGGCUAUUCUAAAUGAAUUCACACAGCUGAGCAAGAUGGAAAAUUCAAAGGUCGCACUGAGAGCCAGACAGGUGUUGAUUGCCUCCCAUAUGCCAUCCUAUGAAUUGAGACACAACCAGGUGGAGUCCAUCUUCCUGUCAGCUAUUGAUAUGUAUGGCCACCAGUUUUGCCCAGAAAACUUGAAGAAACUUAUUCUCUCCGAAACCUCAAUUUUUGACGUCUUGCCCAACUUCUUCUAUCACACAAACCAAGUUGUGUGCAUGGCUGCUUUGGAGGUGUAUGUUCGCAGAGCAUACAUCGCCUAUGAGCUGAAUAGCAUCCAGCAUCACCAGCUGCUGGACGGAACGUGUGCCGUGGACUUCCAGUUCAUGUUGCCAUCAUCACAUCCAAACAGAGGGAGCAGCCCUACUCUGAACAGGCUUCCUGUGGCAGCAGGCGGAUUGGGCCAGUUUAAGGUUCAACGGCAGAGCAGUGAGCUGCUAAUGGAUGGAGCCUUUUCUCCACCUUGCCAAAGAAUGGGAGCUAUGGUGGCUUUCCAGUGCUUUGACGACUUCAAAAGGAAUUUUGAUGAAGUUCUGUCGAGUUUUGCUGAACAGCUCGUGGAGGGCGCUUCGUUCUUAGAGUCCUGCUCUAGUUUCUACGAGGAGGAGAACAUGAAGAACAACAGGGAGAACCCCAUCCACAUCAUUAAUGUGUCGAUAAGAACAGCAGACACCGAGGACGACGACGCCUUGGUGAAAGCCUUCACUGCCUUCGCUCAGUCAAAGAAAGCCAUUCUUUUUGAGUAUGGGAUCAGGAGAAUGACCUUUUUGAUUACUCAGAAGAGAGAAUUUCCAAAGUUCUUCACAUUCAGAGCCCGAGAUGAGUUCCAGGAGGACCGAAUUUACAGAAAUCUGGAGCCAGCUUUGGCGUUUCAGCUGGAGCUCAACCGAAUGAGGAACUUUGACCUGACAGCAGUUCCCUGCGCCAACAAGAAGAUGCACCUGUACCUGGGAGCGGCUCGGGUCCAAGAGGGCGCUGAAGUGACGGACUACCGUUUCUUCAUCCGGGCAAUUAUGCGCCACUCAGAUCUCAUUACAAAAGAAGCUUCAUUUGAGUACCUUCAAAAUGAAGGGGAGCGGCUCCUGCUGGAGGCCAUGGAUGAGUUGGAGGUUGCCUUCAAUUACACCAGCGUUCGCACAGAUUGCAAUCACAUCUUCCUUAACUUUGUCCCCACUGUCAUCAUGGACCCAUCUAAAAUUGAGGAGUCUGUUCGCUCCAUGGUGAUGCGCUACGGCAGUCGUCUUUGGAAACUGCGGGUCUUGCAGGCUGAGCUGAAGAUCAACAUUCGCCUGACACCAACUGGAAAUGCCAUUCCUAUCCGCCUGUUUCUCACUAAUGAAUCAGGCUAUUAUUUGGACAUCAGCCUGUAUAAAGAAGUCACAGAACCAAGCUCUCGACAGAUCAUGUUUCAGUCUUAUGGAGACAAGCAGGGUCCGCUGCACGGCAUGCUGAUCAACACUCCUUAUGUGACCAAAGACCUGCUGCAAGCCAAGCGCUUCCAGGCUCAAACCCUGGGCACCACAUAUGUAUACGAUGUCCCUGAGAUGUUCAGACAGGCAUUAUUCAAGCUUUGGGUUCCUGGAGACAAAUGUCCUAAAGACGUGCUGAUCUGCACGGAGCUCGUUCUGGACCCGGAAGGUCGACUUGUUCAGAUGAACCGGCAGCCUGCAGAUAAUGACGUGGGAAUGGUGGCCUUUAGGAUGAAGAUGAAGACCCCAGAGUACCCCGAAGGCAGAGACAUUAUUGUGAUCUGUAAUGACAUCACUCACAUGAUCGGCUCGUUUGGUCCUCAGGAGGACGAGCUGUUCCUCAAGGCAUCAGAGCUGGCCCGGGCUGAGGGAAUCCCCCGCAUUUACAUCGCAGCCAACAGCGGAGCUCGCAUCGGACUCGCAGAAGAGGUCAAACAUAUGUUCCAGGUGGCCUGGAUUGACCCUGCGGAUCCCUACAAGGGUUUCAAAUAUCUUUACCUGUCACCCCAGGACUACACCCGGAUCAGCUCCACCAACUCCGUUCACUGUCAGCAUGUAGAGGAAGGAGGAGAGUCCAGAUACAUUAUCACUGACAUCAUUGGGAAAGACGAAGGUCUUGGUGUUGAGAACCUGCGAGGUUCAGGUACUAUCGCAGGGGAAUCUUCUCAGGCCUACGAAGAAAUCAUCACCAUCAGUAUGGUGACGUGUCGAGCUAUAGGAAUCGGAGCCUAUCUGGUCCGUUUGGGGCAGCGAGUGAUCCAGGUGGAGAACUCCCACAUCAUCCUGACCGGAGCUGGUGCUCUUAACAAGGUUCUGGGUAGAGAGGUCUACACCUCCAACAACCAGCUGGGGGGAAUUCAGAUCAUGCACAACAACGGUGUCACACACACAACUGUCCCUGAUGACUUUGAGGGUGUCUUCACCAUCCUGAAGUGGCUUUCUUACAUGCCAAAGAACAACCACUCCCCCGUCCCUGUUAGAGCAACCACAGACCCAGUAGACAGAGAGAUAGAGUUUGUUCCUACUAAGGCCCCUUACGACCCCCGCUGGAUGCUGGCUGGCAGGCCUCACCCCAUGUCAAGAGGUGUGUGGCAGAGUGGAUUCUUUGACCACGGCUCUUUCAUGGAGAUCAUGGGGUCCUGGGCUCAAGCUGUCGUCGUAGGAAGAGCAAGGUUGGGAGGAAUCCCCCUCGGUGUAAUUGCUGUUGAAACACGCACGGUUGAGCUCACCAUCCCUGCAGAUCCUGCAAACCUGGAUUCAGAAUCUAAAGUUCUGCAGCAGGCUGGCCAAGUUUGGUUUCCAGAUUCUGCUUUCAAAACAGCUCAGGCGAUUUGUGACUUUAACCGUGAACAUCUGCCUCUCAUGGUCUUUGCCAACUGGAGAGGCUUCUCCGGGGGGAUGAAAGAUAUGUAUGACCAGGUGCUGAAGUUUGGAGCCUAUAUUGUGGACGCUCUGCACACUUUUCACCAGCCAGUGUUGGUGUACAUCCCACCCUAUGCAGAGUUGAGAGGAGGAUCCUGGGUGGUAAUAGAUCCCACCAUCAACCUGCUGUGUAUGGAGCUCUAUGCUGAUAGGGAGAGCAGAGGUGGCGUGCUGGAGCCUGAGGGCACAGUGGAGAUUAAAUUCAGGAGAAAGGACCUACUAAAAACAAUGAGGAGACUCGAUUCAGUCUACGCCAGUCUGGUUGAGAACCUCUCUUCUCCAGAACUGUCUGACAAGGAGAUCAAAGAAUUGGAGAAGAAGCUUAAAGCAAGGGAGGAAUUCCUGUUGCCCAUCUACCACCAGGUGGCAGUGCAGUUUGUCGAUCUGCACGACACUCCGGGCAGAAUGCAGGAGAAAGGGGUGAUCACUGAUAUUUUAGACUGGAAGCAGGCGCGGACGUUCUUCUACUGGCGUCUGCGGCGGCUCCUGUUGGAGCAGGUGGUCAAGUGUGAGAUCAUGGAGGCCAACAAGGAUCUCAGUGACGGACACAUGCAGUCGAUGCUGCGGAGAUGGUUCGUUGAAACGGAGGGAACAGUCAAGGCUUACCUUUGGGAUAACAACCAAGCAGUGGUGGAGUGGCUUGAGAAGCACUUGUCCACAGAGGACGGCACCCGCUCAGUCAUUCGAGAAAAUAUCAAGUACUUGAAAAGAGAAAAUGCUUUAAAGCAUAUUCGUGGCUUGGUGCAGGCCAACCCUGACAUAGCAAUGGACUGCAUCAUCCACAUGAGCCAGAACAUUUCUCCCUCCCAGAGGGCCUCGUUGUCGCAUCUGCUUGCGACGAUGGACACCACCAGCACCAGUCCCAGUUAAGCUCUUGGACUUUACCAGGUUGUGUUGUUAAAAACAACAAAAUAUUUUUUGUAAUAAGUUGUACUGUUGAAAGUUGCAAGCACAGAGUCGCUUUAGUGUCGAAAGGUCCAGGACGUAAAGCUAAUCGAACAUUAUUGGGGAUUUCAGCACUGAAGUACUUGUAUUGCUUUUGUACCAAAAAAAAAAAACAAACGCACAAGGACAGUGUUAGAAAGUCUGAGCUGUUGAGUCACCUUUUAAUGUUCGCCACGAUCCACAAGUAUGUUAGUGCCUUUUUAUGUUUAAAUGAAUUGUUCAGACAUAUUACCGUUUCAGUCCAGGAAGCCUUCUUCUCCAUUCAACAGCCUGACACUGUAAUGCACACUUCACUUUGCUGUAUUUAGCAUAUCAGGGCUCUAUGUUAUGACUUGAAGUCAAUGACGUUUUGAAUUUUUGGAUUGCCUGAAGCAUAUUGGGGCUUUAUAAAAUACAAAUAACUUUAGUUUUGGCCUCCAGUUAUUGUUUCUAGUUAAACCUAUAAUAUAACGUGAGUGUUUGUCUUUAAAUGUUUAUAGAUACAAUAUAAGGUCAGAUGCCGCUCUUCGGACUGUUUUAAUAACACUUUUGAAAAAAGUGUGUCAAAGAAAAUGUCAAAGUCAAUCAAUUUUUUUUCUCUUGUUUGGAAUAUGAAAUAUGAAGAUAUAGAAAUUAUAAAAAUGUAAUUAUUGAUGAUUGUUUUCAGAACAUUGUAUAUCAUACCGUUUCUAUUGAUUCUGGUUCUCGUAUCAUUUGGAGUAGUGAACUCUGUUGGCAAAAUAAAAAUGGCUUCACGACAACAUAA
Molecule: messenger RNA, 8150 nt
Organism: Xiphophorus hellerii (green swordtail)
Lineage: Eukaryota; Metazoa; Chordata; Actinopteri; Cyprinodontiformes; Poeciliidae
Gene: acacb
Product: acetyl-CoA carboxylase beta
Exons: 54
Coding region: 86-7330 (2414 amino acids)
Biological process (GO): fatty acid biosynthetic process
Cellular component (GO): mitochondrion
Molecular function (GO): metal ion binding; acetyl-CoA carboxylase activity; ATP binding
Source: RefSeq, a predicted model, not a curated record